This is a messenger RNA of Oryctolagus cuniculus (rabbit), 2991 nucleotides long. RefSeq names its product calpain 2 (gene CAPN2). Gene Ontology annotation, cellular component: cytoplasm. Gene Ontology annotation, molecular function: calcium-dependent cysteine-type endopeptidase activity; calcium ion binding. NCBI's taxonomy places the organism in Eukaryota, Metazoa, Chordata, Mammalia, Lagomorpha, Leporidae. Gene Ontology annotation, biological process: proteolysis. The record is from RefSeq and is marked provisional.
AUGGCGGGCAUCGCAGCCAGGCUGGCCAGGGACCGGGAGGCGGCCGAAGGGCUGGGCUCGCACGAGAGGGCCGUCAAGUACCUGAACCAGGACUACGAAGCGCUGCGGGACGCGUGCCUGGAGGCCGGGACGCUCUUCCAGGACCCCUCCUUCCCGGCCCAGCCCUCGUCGCUGGGCUUCAAGGAGCUGGGGCCCUACUCCAGCAAGACUCGGGGCAUCGAGUGGAAGCGGCCCACGGAGCUGAGCCCUGAGCCCCAGUUCAUCGUUGGAGGAGCCACCCGCACAGACAUCUGCCAGGGAGCCCUGGGUGACUGCUGGCUGCUGGCGGCCAUCGCCUCGCUGACCCUCAAUGAGGAGGUCCUGGCCCGAGUCGUGCCCCUGGACCAGAGCUUCCAGGAGAACUACGCAGGCAUCUUCCGCUUCCAGUUCUGGCAGUAUGGCGAGUGGGUGGAGGUGGUGGUGGACGACCGGCUGCCCACCAAGGACGGGGAGCUGCUGUUCGUGCACUCGGCAGAGGGGAGCGAGUUCUGGAGCGCCCUGCUGGAGAAGGCCUACGCCAAGAUCAACGGAUGCUACGAGGCGCUCUCGGGGGGCGCCACCACCGAGGGCUUCGAGGACUUCACGGGGGGCAUCGCCGAGUGGUAUGAGCUGAAGAAGGCCCCUCCCGACCUGUUCAGGAUCAUCCAGAAGGCUCUGCAGAAAGGCUCUCUCCUGGGCUGCUCCAUCGAUAUCACCAGCGCCGCCGACUCGGAGGCCAUCACGCUGCAGAAGCUGGUGAAGGGCCACGCGUACUCGGUCACCGGAGCCGAGGAGGUUGAAAGUGCUGGGAGCCUGCAGAAGCUGAUCCGCAUCCGCAACCCCUGGGGAGAAGUGGAGUGGACCGGGAGGUGGAACGACAACUGCCCAAACUGGAACACUGUGGACCCGGAGGUGAGGGAGAGGCUGGCCGAACGGCAUGAAGACGGCGAGUUCUGGAUGUCCUUCAGCGACUUCCUGAGGCACUACUCCCGCCUGGAGAUCUGCAACCUGACGCCCGACACCCUCACCAGCGACACCUACAAGAAGUGGAAACUCACCAAGAUGGACGGCAACUGGCGGCGGGGCUCCACCGCGGGAGGCUGCAGGAACUACCCGAACACUUUCUGGAUGAACCCCCAGUACGUGAUCAAGCUGGAGGAGGAGGACGAGGACCAGGAGGACGGCGAGAGCGGCUGCACCUUCCUGGUGGGCCUCAUCCAGAAGCACCGGCGGCGCCAGAGGAAGAUGGGCGAGGACAUGCACACCAUCGGCUUCGGCAUCUACGAGGUUCCAGAAGAGCUACGGGGGCAGACCAACAUCCACCUCGGCAAAAACUUCUUCCUGACCACGCGGGCGAGGGAGCGAUCGGACACCUUCAUCAACCUGCGCGAGGUGCUCAACCGCUUCAAGCUGCCGCCGGGGGAGUACAUCCUGGUGCCCUCCACCUUCGAGCCCAACAAGAAUGGCGACUUCUGCGUCCGUGUCUUUUCCGAGAAGAAGGCCGACUACCAAGCUGUCGAUGAUGAAAUCGAGGCCGACCUGGAAGAGGCCGACGUCAGCGAGGAUGACAUUGACGAUGGAUUCCGGAGGCUGUUUGCCCAGCUGGCAGGGGAGGAUGCAGAGAUUUCGGCCUUUGAGUUGCAGAACAUCCUGAGACGAGUCCUGGCGAAGCGACAAGAUAUCAAGACAGAUGGCUUCAGCAUUGAGACCUGCAAAAUCAUGGUGGACAUGCUCGACUCAGAUGGGACUGGCAAGCUGGGGCUGAAGGAGUUCUAUGUUCUCUGGACAAAGAUUCAGAAAUACCAGAAAAUUUACCGGGAAAUCGACGUGGACAGGUCUGGCACCAUGAAUUCCUAUGAGAUGCGGAAAGCCCUAGAAGAAGCAGGCUUCAAGCUGCCCUGCCAACUGCACGAGGUCAUCGUCGCUCGCUUCGCCGACGACCAGCUCAUCAUCGACUUCGACAACUUCGUUCGCUGCCUGGUGCGACUGGAGACGCUCUUCAAGAUAUUUAAGCAGCUGGACCCCGACAACACUGGCAUGAUACAGCUCGACCUCAUCUCUUGGCUCUGCUUCUCCGUUCUCUGAAGUUACGACUCUGCCUGAAGACUUAGGAAAAGAAAAGUAGCCAAGAACUAAGGUUCCACGGACCUUGAAAUUAUGGGAACAUUUACUGAAACCGAUGAUCAUAGCUGAAAAUAAUACUAUUUGAGAUAGCCAAACUUUCACAUAUCAAAGAUUUGUAUAUCAUAUUAAAUGCAAGUGAGUAAUCCUUGAUAAACUCAAAGAAAGCUUUCAGUCUGUACAUAGUGCACACUUUUUACUUUUACACACCUUCCCAUUGAUAGCAAUAUUAAACCAGAAAAAAAAAAUGCAGGGAAGUACCUAACAACGGAGCAAACCUGAAGUCUUAUCUCCCAGGACACCAGGCCCUCGAUGGGAAGAUUUAAAGUAACUCCGUGUUUAAAAAUGCAAGUGUGGCAUCAACCGGAUGGCAGCCCUGACUGCCGUUCCCCCCAGGGAAACUGGGAAAGGCACUGUCGGGAAGCGACCUUGUCACAACAUCUAGAGCCCGGUGGCAAAGCACAGCACCACUGUUUGACUUAAACAAGAGACGGCCUUUAAGUGCCACUCACGGGUAACCGUGAAUCAUUCUCGAACUUGCGCAUGUCUGGCCUUAUGCACUUAGUCUCCCACAGCCAAGGCAGUUCUACUCCUGACCAGCUGACGCUCCAGUUCACACGCUGGUCCCACAGAGGGCAAAACAAGUUCCUGGUGCCCCAAAACUUUAUGAACGGCACCACGUAGUGUGCUUGUGCACAGUUAAGGGACACCACUUAGGAAUUCCUGGAAAUGACGCCACCUUGUUUCCUGGCUCGAUCAUGGGGAACUGCUAGCAACAUUCUAGAAAUACCGCCUUGUUGCCUUAUCCUCUUCCAGAUGUACUGUUGAAUAAAGUUGCCCAUGCAAUCUUAA